Messenger RNA from Megalopta genalis, 3795 nucleotides. RefSeq names its product irregular chiasm C-roughest protein. Gene Ontology annotation, biological process: cell-cell adhesion. Gene Ontology annotation, molecular function: cell adhesion molecule binding. The record is from RefSeq and is a predicted model, not a curated record. Gene Ontology annotation, cellular component: plasma membrane; cell-cell junction. NCBI's taxonomy places the organism in Eukaryota, Metazoa, Arthropoda, Insecta, Hymenoptera, Halictidae.
GAUAUUUCGUUUACCUCGGCCAAUCUGCUUCUCUCUCGCGCCUCUCAGUCAGUCUCCGUACCCUCUGUGCGCCGCGCACAUCUCCGCUCUCCUCGCGAGCGAAGGAGGUUCACCUUCUCCCUGGGUGCUGCCCAAUAUUCCUCGGCGACGCCAACGGUGCAGAACCACGAAUCCUCUGCAACCAGAAACACUCGAAAUUAUCCACUGGGUUUCUAGGCCUCUCCGUUACCGCGGCGAGUAAACACAACGCUCGCCUCGCGCAUUUCCGUCGAAACGGUGUGGCGAGCCGUCGAUCAGGACUCGCCGAAGGAUUUCCGAGGAUUUUUGGGACCGUCGAGGGUGAAAUUGGGACCCCGAGCAACAGCGAGUGUCGUUCGUAAUUCCUGUGACAUUUCGGUGACACAUUUUCCCGGUGUUAAUAGCGACUGUUAACGACUCCGCGAACAAACGACCGUGCGUCUCGUCGCGCGGAGAAAUUUCCGGGGGGGUUGGAGACCGCGAGGGAUGCGCUCGCGUUUAGGGGAAUCGCCGAGGAUGGCGCUGGACGGGUUCCAUCGGCGGCGCAGUUUCGUUCGAAUUUCACGGCGGCUCAUUCGGUCUUAAGUUCCCCGCGGGAAGACUCGCCGGAGACGUCGCCGGGCUCGAAAGGGAAGAAUAGUGCUCGAAAAAGACUCGAAUCGAUUAAUCGAACCGUCGUUUCGAAUUCAAUUAGAAUAGAAAUUAAAAUAGAAUAUUUCACCGCGAGUGCGCGAAUCAGGGUGUGCGGUGCCGGCGAAAAUACUUCGCGAAAAGGGAAAUCGUGGAAAUCGAUCGAGCAGUGUUCAGUAAUAACGACCUAAUAAUAAACAAUAAUCGGCCUAAUAAUCAGGCUAAUAAUUAGCUUAAUAAUCGACUUAUAAACCGAGAAGAAUAUUCCACGAAUCCCGGGACUUCUCGAGGCCAUCAUCGCGAAGGAAACGGACUACAGCCGAUGAAUUUUUCGCGCCACGGUUGCUCGGAAAAUAGGGGAUGACGAGCCGCGAGGCAACUUAGACGUCCGCCGAAGCACCUUGGACGUCGAAGCGUGAUCCAGCGAAGCGGGCCCCGGCAACAUGAAGUUUCCGAUUUGUCUCGGGCUGAUCCUGGCGGUCGGUCUGAUACGCGGCGAGCAGAGAUUCGCGGAGACGCCCGCGUUGUACCAGGAGGUCUCCUCGGGGGACGACGUGCAGUUGCGGUGCAGAGUGCAGGACAAACGGGGCCAGUGCAUCUGGCAGAAGGACCGGAAACCGGUGGGCAUGCACCCGGACAAGUACGAGUGGGCCAGCGGCCGCGGCAGCGAUUGCACCCUCCUGAUCAGGCGGGCCUCCCUCGACUUCGACGACGGCUAUUGGGAGUGCCAGGUCACCUCUGGCGACUUCACGCGGCAGGAUGCGCUCACGUCCUUGCCAUCCAGGCUUUUGGUCAGAGUGAAACCCCGGAAGCCGCGUCUGGAGUACGGGGGGACAAUUUUGACCACCGCCCUAACGCUAAGGGAGGGUCAGGAAGUCACCAUUUCCUGCGUAUCAAGAUAUGGAAAUCCGCCCUCGCUCAUCAAAUGGUACAUAGGUGGAGACGAAGUGGAGGCUUUGAGGGAACAAACGAACGCCACGGAAGUGGACAGUCCGAAGACAUGGGCGGCCCACAGCCUCCUACGAGUCCGCGGACAAAGGGAGAACCACGGUCUGCCGAUUCGAUGCAUCGCGAUGCAUCCGUCCAGUAUCGUUCCAACGUCCGCGGAAACACGGCUGGACGUGCAUUAUUCGCCGGAGGUGCGGCUCGAGACGAAGCCGCGGUUGCUGGUCGCGGCCCUCGAGGACUCGGCGAGCUUUAUGAGCCUGAAAUGCUUCGCGGAUGCCAAUCCCAGCGGAACGAUCAAGUGGUUCAAGGAUUCAGCUCCCAUCGGUGUGACGGGCAACAACGUCGUAUCGCUGAUGUUAAACAGAACGCAGCAGAACGGCACCGGGACUGGCUCCGAGCUCAGAUUCGAGCCGGUCAAGAGAAACGACGCCGGUCUCUACUCUUGCAAGGCGGCCAACGUUAUCGGUGAAAGCGCUCCCGCUAACUACAGGCUGGACGUACAAUACGGCCCGGUCCUGAAGGAGGAGAACACCGAGAACAAGACCGCGCGGACGUUCGAGGAGACGACUCUUUUGAGUUCGAACUUGGAGCCGUUCCUCUGCGAGGACUUCGACGCCAACCCCCCUGCCCAGCACAGGUGGAUACACCUGCGCGGCGGUGUCACGGAGACCAUCGAAAAUCCUCUUCAGAACAAGGACGGGGGGAAACGAUUACGCUUGGAGAACGUGAUGUGGUCCGACGAGGGCGAGUAUCGCUGCGUGGCCUUCAAUGUCAUCAACGGUGUGAGACGGGAGAUGCCCAGCGAGUUCCGCUAUGUCCUCCACGUGACCGGCCCUCCGGAGAUACAAGUCAGACCUUCGACCGGAGGGAAAGGCUUCUACGAGUCCCUCGGCUGGGCCGGCGAGUCCGAGCAUAUUCUGAAAUCCAGGUUCUGCUCGAGACCGCCGCCUAAAAUCGUCGCCUGGCAAUGGGGCAGCUCGCACAUCAGAGCAGGCGAGAGCAUCCAGCCGAAGUACGAAGCUCUGCCGCUGGAGCACAUCUCGGAGGACGAGAUGGUGACGAAUUGUUACUGGGCGAAGCUGGUGAUCAAGGACCUUCGGAAGGAGGACGCCAGGGUGUACACUCUGCUGGUGGAGAGCGAGAAGGGCAGAGAUUCGACGAACGUGAAGCUGGUGAUCCGGGACCCAACGGAGAUGAGGGUGAUAGCAGCGGCGGCCGCGGUUGGUUUGCUGUUCCUCUUGUUGCUGAUAUCGAUAGUGGUGUACGGUGUGCUGAGGAUGAAGAGCCGACGCUAUCGCAGGGAGGAGGAGGAAGGUAGCAUCGCGGCCGACGCGUUCUACACGAACACGGGGACCGCCGAGAGACAGAAGACCGUGAACAAUGGGUCUCAGAGCAAGGUAUACGGGAGGAAAACCAGCCCGGAGGGCGGCCUCGCUGUCACGUAUGACUAUGAUCAGAUCACCAAGCAGGUGCGCGCUAUGAGUCCAGAAGCAUUGAAAGUCAGGCGUGCGCCAGCUGUUCUCCAACCGCCGACCAUUGUGUAACUGUUAACGUGCUCGACGCCGUGACGGUCAUCUGUGACCGACGGUUUCACCGUGCUUUCGCGCCGGUGUUCGAUCGGGCACCGUUCAGGUCGUUCGCCAAAGUACGAUGCAACGAGAACAAUGUUCGAACACGCUUUGCGAGACGUUGUUUCGCGUCCGCCGGGGCAUCGUUCGCACCCUGCCAUUCCUGAAUAUCCGGACUCGAGAAGGGCCGAGUGCUCUCCAAAGAAUCAAGGGAAUGUGAUAAAAUGGACUAUUUAUUGUUGUCUACCGACCGUUUUCAUUUCAGUUUCUUUUCAAGCACCGCGGCUAAUAGUUUCUAGUGUUCGUUAGCUGAUCUCGUUUGUCGAUGUCUCUUUUGUAAUAUAGGACUUUUGUUUAUGUUCGUUGGAGUCUUAUUAAUAUUGAAAAUUGUUCUUGGAAGUGUUUCAGUGUUUUAUGGCUGACAGUGCUGUUAAACGUGUAUAUAUGUAAUUGUAGGAGGUAAGAGUCGAUGGAAUUUGUAACGCUAUAAAUUGUCGCCGUGUUGAUAUCAAGAUCCGUGCAAUAAUUUAUGAAUGCACCAGGUGUAAAUUCAUGACGAGGAAGCGUCAAGAUUACUUCAGUGUAUUUGCGUAUCGAGACACGAAUAAAGGCGCCAGGUUCACGAAGAAUA